Molecule: messenger RNA, 2184 nt
Organism: Erigeron canadensis
Lineage: Eukaryota; Viridiplantae; Streptophyta; Magnoliopsida; Asterales; Asteraceae
Product: ABC transporter G family member STR2-like
Exons: 3
Coding region: 1-2184 (727 amino acids)
Cellular component (GO): membrane
Molecular function (GO): ATP binding; ATP hydrolysis activity; ABC-type transporter activity
Source: RefSeq, a predicted model, not a curated record
AUGGGUCAUAGUAAUAAGGCCACCCGCCCUGACAUGGUGAUUGACAUAGGAAAGCCCAUGAAUUUUAUGGGUGGGUUAGAGUUUACGGAUCUAACGUAUACAGUGAUGAAAAAGAAGAAAAAUGAUGAAGGAAAAUGGGUUAAACACGAAGCGGAUUUGUUGAGCAGGAUUACAGGUUAUGCACCAAAAGGGAGUAUCACUGCAGUUAUGGGUCCUAGUGGUGCUGGAAAAUCUACUCUCUUGGAUGGGCUAGCAGGACGGAUCGCUAGUGGCAGCCUCAAAGGGAAGGUGUCCUUGGAUGGGACUGAGAUGAGCCCAAGUUUGAUCAAGAGAACUUCAGCUUACAUUAUGCAGGAUGAUAGACUCUUCCCGAUGUUAACAGUUUAUGAAACUUUGAUGUUUGCUGCUGAUUUUCGAUUAGGGUCUAUCCCAAGGGCUGAUAAGAGGCAACGAGUAGAGACAAUGAUUGAGCAACUCGGGUUAUCUACAGCGAGGAAUACGUUUAUUGGUGAUGAAGGGACUCGAGGUGUUUCAGGAGGGGAACGUCGUAGAGUAUCAAUAGGUGUAGAUAUCAUCCAUGGACCAUCACUGCUUUUUCUAGAUGAACCCACUUCAGGUUUGGACUCCACUAGUGCUCAGAGCGUGAUCGAAAAGGUUCACGAUAUUGCCCGAACAGGAAGCACUGUGGUUCUCACCAUCCACCAACCAUCCCACCGAAUCCAACUUCUACUUGACCACCUCAUUAUAUUGGCCCGUGGUCAGCUCAUGUACCAAGGAUCCCCGAAAGAUGUCGGGCUGCAUCUGACCCGUAUGGGUCGGAAGCUUCCUAAAGGGGAGAACCCGAUUGAGUUUCUAAUCGAUGUGAUACAACAGUAUGAUCAAUCCGAAUAUGGAGUAGAUGCAUUGGCUGAAUUUGUUCUUACUGGUAUGAAGCCCCCACAACUUUCGGAAAGCGAGAUGUCGUUUUCAACCAUCCUUCCUUCUCCAACCCCACCUCCUCGCCGGGACAAACAGGGCCAUGAUCAAAGUACCUCAGGGAAACGGCUUCACUUGCAAACUGCAGGCCGGGCAGAUCAAGAAAAGGACUUUGAUCAUAGUGUGAGAAGCCCAUGGAAUAAUUCAAAGUCAUGGAGUCAGAGUGGAAUUCUGCAGUCCGUUAAACUCACUGCUACUAGUAAAAGAACCCCGCAUUCUACAAGUGCAUCCCCUGGAUACUACACAUAUUCGAGCGAUAUUAUAGUAGGAACCCCGACUCCACACAGUAGUGAUUACACGGUCAAUGAAGAUGACUAUCUCACCCCCAACAAUGCACCAAAUGCUGCGAAAUACAACCAUUUGGGUCCUAAAUUUGCAAACUCUUUCAUAGGAGAAACAUGGGUUCUGAUGCGUAGAAACUUUAUAAAUAUCAGAAGAACCCCUGAGUUGUUUAUGUCACGACUUGUGGUGUUGACCAUCAUGGGGUUCAUGAUGGCCACCUUGUUUCUUAAACCUGAUAAGACCAUGCAAGGCAUAACUAACCGACUCAGCUUUUUCAUCUUCACAGUUUGUCUAUUCUUCUUCUCUUCCAAUGAUGCGGUUCCUGCUUUCAUUCAAGAACGAUUCAUAUUUGUACGAGAAACAUCUCAUAACGCGUAUCGAGCCUCUUCUUACACCAUUUCUGGUCUAAUUACCUAUUUACCCUUUCUCUUACUCCAGGCUGCAGUGUAUGCCGGUAUCACUUGGUUUGCCCUAACGCUAGAAGGCCCUUUCAUUUAUUUUUUGAUCAUGCUCUAUGUUUCACUACUCACUACAAAUUCGUUUGUUGUGUUUGUGAGUUCAGUUGUUCCCAACUACAUUCUCGGGUAUGCUGCUGUUAUUGCUUUUACCGCUCUAUUUUUCUUGUUUUGUGGGUAUUUUUUGAACAGCCAUGAUAUUCCGCCUUACUGGAGCUGGAUGAAUAAGGUUUCAACCAUGACGUACCCCUACGAAGGGCUUUUGAUAAAUGAGUACCAGAGGACUGAAAUUUUUGGUCAGACUCUUAUAGGGACAAAUGUGACUGGAAUUGACAUUCUACAAUCACUGCAUAUUUAUCGUGAAAAAAAUCCAAAAUGGACCAAGAUUUACAUAAUGUUGGGAUGGGCGGUACUAUAUAGGAUCUUGUUUUAUAUCGUUCUUCGUUUUGCCUCCAAGAACCAGAGAACAUAA